GUAAGGUUUGCUGAUAAUUCGUUAUCCUUAGCUACUGUAAUUAACAUCAUGAGCACCAAGAAAAUAGAGAUGAAAGUCAACAUCCCCAGCAACAAGUGCAAGACCCAGCUAUUGAAAUCCGUUACUAAACUUCAAGGCAUAGAUCAGGUGUCUGUGGAUAGAGAAAAGGGGACGUUAACGGUAAUUGGCACCGUCGAUCCAGUAGAAGUAACAAAGAAAGUUAGGAAAAUCGUGAAGGUGGUUCAGAUUUCUAGCGUUGGACCCCCCAAGAAGCCUCCAUCCCCCAAGAAACCUGAGAUUCCUACUUGCCCCCCAUAUUGUCCUCACUGCCAACUUAUUGCCGUCAAACCCUACCCAGACAGCUCUGUUUGCUCCAUCCUCUAGUUGUCAUUUUGGUUGUGUUUGGUGCCAUUUCUGUUUCUACUUAAAAGGUUGUGGCCUGUGGGUUGAUCAAUACAAAAUUAAUGAGAAAUAUGUUUCGUCACCCCAUCUCAUACUUACUAGAAUCACUUCAGCUAGAACAGCAAUGAUACCAAACACAACCUUAAGCUUUGUGUCUGUAAGUUGCAUUUCUAUCAUUUCUUGCACAAAUAAUAUUUUUCUUUUUGUUAUUCCUGGUGCUUUGGAAACCUAGA
This is a messenger RNA of Nelumbo nucifera (sacred lotus), 635 nucleotides long. RefSeq names its product heavy metal-associated isoprenylated plant protein 2-like. NCBI's taxonomy places the organism in Eukaryota, Viridiplantae, Streptophyta, Magnoliopsida, Proteales, Nelumbonaceae. The record is from RefSeq and is a predicted model, not a curated record. Gene Ontology annotation, molecular function: metal ion binding.